Messenger RNA from Penicillium macrosclerotiorum, 1047 nucleotides. RefSeq names its product S-adenosylmethionine-dependent methyltransferase. The record is from RefSeq and is a predicted model, not a curated record. NCBI's taxonomy places the organism in Eukaryota, Fungi, Ascomycota, Eurotiomycetes, Eurotiales, Aspergillaceae. The coding region runs from base 1 to 1047 and encodes 348 amino acids. The transcript is spliced from 3 exons.
AUGAUUAGUACCACGGCCGACGAGCCACUUCACGUGCUCGACUUGCCCCAGAUCUACGAGAAGCCCUCGGGGACCGAUCUCAUCAAGGCUCUUGCCCUGUUGACUCUGCAGCCACGGACAUUCGGCACCAGCGCAGAUGCGGUCAAGGGUCCAGCGGUGCAGCCGGCAGGAGUGGCUCGGUAUCUGACCUCGAUCAUCUCGAGUCCGCUAUCGUGGCUGGAGACCGAAGAAUUGCGGGAGGCAGUGUGGGAUGCGGCGUCGGCUCGUCUGAGCGAGCGUUCAGGCCGUACUGCCAUGCCAGCCAUGUCUCGCAUCUUCAACAUACCCACCUCCUCAGGCGAGGAUUACACCCUCACUUUGCAUGAGCCGUCGCUCACGUCGGACAAUCUCGGAAUGAAAACCUGGGUAUCAUCCUACCUACUCUCCCAUCGGCUUCAUAGGCUCCUCGAGUCGCCACCACAACUUGUCCCUGCGGGAACGACAAAUCCCUCGACGGUGUCAAACCAGAACAAUAAGCCGAUGCGGGCCCUUGAACUAGGUUCUGGAACCGGUCUCGUUGGCUUGUCCUUUGCGGCACUAACGGGCAAGUCGGCCACGGUCCACCUAUCCGAUCUCCCGGAAAUCGUGCCCAAUCUCGCCCACAACGCCGCGCUCAAUGUAGAGCUUCUGAACAAAACAGAGGGAACUGUGACGACUGGUGUGCUUGACUGGUCUGUCACACCAACGCCAUCGCCCACGGCGGACGAGCGUUUCGAUGUGAUCCUCGCUGCCGAUCCUCUGUACUCACCCAAGCAUCCGAAAUGGCUCGUGGAUACAAUUAGCCCCUGGCUCAGCAAGGGAUUGGAUGCCCGAGUCGUGACGGAAAUGCCUCUGCGUGAUGCAUAUCUGCCUCAGGUGCAGGAAUUUCGCCAGCGGAUGACUGAUUUGGGCCUCGUGGUAGUUGAAGAAGGCGAGGAGACUGGUUAUGACGACUGGGAAAGCGCCAGUGGCGAGGCUCUGGCUGUCAAGUGCUGGUGGUCGGUUUGGGGAUGGAGUGAGAAGGUAUGA